AUGUCCUGCCAGCAGAGCCAGCAGCAGUGCCAGCCACCUCCCAAGUGCACCCCCAAGUGCCCUCCCAAGUGCCAGACCCCAAAGUGCCCCCCAAAGUGUCCCCCUAAGUGCCCUCCUGCCCCUUCCUGCUGUAGCCUUGGUUCUGGGGGCUGCUGUAGCUCUGGGGGUGGCGGCUGCUGCCUGAGCCACCACAGGCCCCACAGAUCUCUUUUUCACCGACAUCAGAGCUCUGGAUGCUGUAGCAGUGGAGGCAGCAGUGGAUGCUGUGGCACCAGUGGGGGCAGCGGUGGAUGCUGUGGCAGUGGAGGCAGCAGUGGAUGCUGUGGCACCAGUGGGGGCAGCAGUGGAUGCUGUGGCAGCAGUGGCAGCAGCUGUGGCAGUGACCAGCAGUCUGGGGGCUGCUGCUGA
Messenger RNA from Nannospalax galili (Upper Galilee mountains blind mole rat), 408 nucleotides. Its product is annotated as late cornified envelope protein 1A-like. The transcript has a single exon. NCBI's taxonomy places the organism in Eukaryota, Metazoa, Chordata, Mammalia, Rodentia, Spalacidae. Gene Ontology annotation, biological process: epidermis development. The record is from RefSeq and is a predicted model, not a curated record. The coding region runs from base 1 to 408 and encodes 135 amino acids.